Debaryomyces hansenii CBS767 is the source of this 552-nucleotide messenger RNA. RefSeq lists its product as uncharacterized. Gene Ontology annotation, molecular function: mRNA binding. The transcript has a single exon. Lineage: Eukaryota; Fungi; Ascomycota; Pichiomycetes; Serinales; Debaryomycetaceae. The record is from RefSeq and is a predicted model, not a curated record. Bases 1 to 552 code for a protein of 183 amino acids.
AUGAACAAUAAUAGUAAUGGUAUUCAGAAGUCAAAGCUAAACACAACCAAAUCAUCAGAUCGUCGUUUAGCAGCUGGAAGACAACCGGCCAAUUAUUUACAUAAUGCAAUUUUAAACCAGCCAUCAAACAUCACCAAGGUAUUACCAAAAUCUAAUACGAGCCAUCUUUCGCCCGAAACACAGAAGACGGUCAAGAGAGCAGGUGGAGGUAAGAUCUGGGAAGACUCGUCGCUAUUGGAAUGGAAUCCAAAGCACUUCCGGUUAUUUGUUGGAAAUUUGGGUACUGAUGCCACAGACGAGUUAUUGGCUAAUGCGUUUGGAAAAUACAAAACACUCAGCAAAGUAAAGGUUCCAAUGGAUAACAAAACAGGAAAAAACAAGGGAUAUGGGUUUGUAGCUUUUGAAAGCCCGGACGAUUACUUUCAAGCAUUUAAAGACAUGAACGGAAAGUAUAUUGGACAGCAUCCAGUUCAAUUGAAGAGAGCGGAAACCAAUAUCAAGCCUACGAAGAAGAAAAGCGACAGCUUUAAGAAUAAUAGGAAAGGUAGGUAG